Molecule: messenger RNA, 4362 nt
Organism: Manacus vitellinus (golden-collared manakin)
Lineage: Eukaryota; Metazoa; Chordata; Aves; Passeriformes; Pipridae
Product: transposon Tf2-12 polyprotein
Exons: 3
Coding region: 1-4362 (1453 amino acids)
Biological process (GO): proteolysis; DNA integration; virion assembly
Molecular function (GO): RNA-DNA hybrid ribonuclease activity; protein binding; nucleic acid binding
Source: RefSeq, a predicted model, not a curated record
AUGGGAAGCCAGCAAACCUUAGAAAAGGAGAGCGAUUCCCCUAAAGUAGGAUGCAGUGGCAUUAUAAUUCAAGGAGAAAAGGAAGACAACACACAAAGGUUAAACAUAGUGAUUCAAAUAGAUGAUAAGAGAGAUACCAGAGGGGCAGAGGAAGACGAAGAGAGCAGCCCCGGACAAGCUGAGCGCCGACAGCAUCUCCUCCAAACCCAGAAAGAGAGGCGGCUAGACUGUGUGAACCAUGCCAGAAGGUUGGGAGAAGAUGACUGGGCAGGAACAGGAAGUGAGGACGAAGAACCGAAACGAGGGAAAAGAAAAGAAAAGAGAAAGAAUAGAAUAGACACUGGGGCCCAAGAAGCAGACGACCCUGGAGAAGGAACUAGCCACCCACACUACACUAGGUCUGUAGCCCGAAAGGAAGCAAAAGAAAGAAUCGAAGGAAGUUAUACAAUAGCUCCCCUUCGACAGAUAACGCCCAUUGCAGGAGACCAGGGGCGGGUAAGGGUACCAUUCACAGCAAGUGAUUUGAAUAGUUGGAGAGAAGAAGCCCGGAAUUUUAGGAAGAACCCGGAGGGGGUAGCUAAGAGGUUUGAGUUAAUUGCAAAGAACCUAGACAUUGACUGGAGUGAUAUAGAAGUAAUGCUGUCAGAAUUAACAGAAACGGAAAAAGAGCUAGUAUUGAAAACAGGAAGAGAUAAUGCCACCUUGUUGCCCGAAGAAUUGGAAGUUGUAUUCCCAAGUAAAAAUCCAGAGUGGGAUCCAAAUAACCCCAAUCAUUAUAAGCUGCUGGUGCAAUAUAGGAAGCUAAUAGCCUUAGGUCUGCGAAAAGCAAUACCUAAAGCCAUUAACUGGGCAGCCUUGUAUGAUGUUAGGCAGGGAAAAGAUGAAACUCCCUCCGAGUUUCUAGACAGACUUAGAACCGCCAUGAGACAAUAUACACCCUUAGACCCAGCAUCAGAAGAAGGGAGACAACAACUGCUAGGGUUAGUAAUGGGGCAGUGCACUUCAGACAUUAGAAAGAAAUUACAGAAACUUAAGCAUCCAGCAAAUAAAGACCUAGAAACAUUGAUGAACGAAGCCUGGGAAGUAUACAACAAUAGAGAAAAGGAAGAGAAAAAGAGAGAAGAUAAAAGAGUUGCUCGGAUCGUAGCAGUAGCAGUGGCAGCCCAAAAUACAAAAUACCCAGACACAAAUGUAAGGGGGAGGGGUCGAGGUUACCCUACGAGAGGGAGGGGAGGAUUUAGACCUCAACCCAUCAGGGUAGGACCAGACCAAUGUUCCAAUUGCUUUCAGAUAGGCCAUUGGAAACGAGACUGCCCCCAGUUGGGAGAGAGGCUUGCAAACACUGCUGUUGCACAUCAGAGCAGUGACCGAAGGGGACCGGUGAGUCGUUCCCUAGCAGACCCACUGGUUAAAAUGGAGCUAGGGGAAGGUGAAAAAGAAUUAGAUUUUCUGAUAGACACAGGGGCAACAUUUUCAGUUUUAAAUCAAGAAUUGGUACCCAAGAGCGAUGAAUUUGUACAAGUUGUAGGAGCAACAGGCCAACCAGAAAAAGCUUAUUUCCUAAAACCUAUUAAAUACAAAAUUGGAAAACAAAUGGGGAUCCAUCAGUUUUUGUACUUACCAAAUUCUCCAAAACCUCUACUAGGUAGAGAUUUAUUGGAAAAUUUAGGAGCUGUAAUAAAAUUCAACAAAGACAAACUGGAAUUCCAGGUAAAUGAAGAACAACUGAUUACAGCCCUAAGCUUGACAAUCAGUUACAUAGAGCCGAAACCUGAAAGCCGGAGUAUUGAGCAGAUUAUGAGCGAGGCAUACCCGUUGGUAUGGGCUACUGAUGUACCUGGGAAAUCAAGACAGGCAACACCUAUUGUUAUCAAACUUAUACCUGGAGCAAGACCAGUAGUGAGGAAGCAGUAUCCCCUGAGAUUAGAAGACAGGAAAGGGGUCGAACCCAUAAUUGGGAAAUUCCUGGAAUUAGGACUAUUAGUGGAAUGUGAAUCAGAUUAUAAUACAUCAAUCUUACCAAUUAAGAAACCUGGUGGAACCUAUAGAUUGGUCCAAGAUUUGAGAGCUGUAAAUGCAAUAACAAAAACUCUACACCCAGUGGUGGCAAACCCUUAUACCCUCCUGACCAAGCUAAAGGACAAUUUAAUUCGGUUCACAGUGUUAGAUCUAAAAGAUGCAUUCUUUUGCCUUCCCUUAGCCCCAGAAAGCCAAAAGAUUUUUGCCUUUGAAUGGGAAUUUGUGAGUAAAGGGAGAAAGACCCAAUUAACCUGGACAGUGUUACCUCAAGGCUACAAAAACAGUCCAACAAUCUUUGGGAAUCAAUUGGCCAAAGAAUUGGAACAAUGGGAAAGGCCACAAGGGGAUGGCACUCUUCUGCAAUACGUAGAUGAUCUAUUAAUAGCAACUGAAUCAGAAGAAGAGUGUGUUAAAUGGACUAUUUCUUUGUUGAAUUUCUUGGGAUUAAGUGGAUAUCGAGUCUCUCAACAGAAAGCGCAACUGGUGCAAGAAAAAGUAGUAUACCUGGGAUAUGAGAUCUCCAGAGGACAACGAUCCCUAGGAACAGCAAGGAAAGAAGCCAUUUGCCAGAUGCCCAAACCAGAGAUGGUGAGAGAUCUACGAGCCUUUCUGGGAAUGACAGCCUCAUUUUUAGAAGGAAGAAUGUCAGCAGAGCCAAUUGAACAUGACUGCCUGGAAACCAUCGAAGCAGUUUACUCCAGCCGCCCGGAUCUCAAAGAAGAGCCAUUUGAAGAUGCAGACAACUGGUUCUCGGACGGCAGCAGCUUCGUGAAGCAAGGAGUAAGAAUGGCAGGCUAUGCAGUAACCACAACAGAAGAGGUAAUCGAAUCAAAUCCUUUACCUGCAGGGACCUCAGCCCAAAAGGCGGAAUUAAUAGCUCUUACCCGAGCUCUGGAAUUGGCAGAAGGCAUACGAAUUAACAUCUGGACAGACUCUAAGUAUGCCUUCUCUGUCGUACACGCUCAUGGAGCAAUUUGGAAAGAAAGGGGACUGCUAACCGCCCAAGGGAAAACAGUCAAACACGCAGAAGAAAUUCUACGAUUGUUAGAAGCAGUCCAACUCCCAGCACAAGUGGCCAUAAUGCAUUGCAAAGGACACCUAAAAGGUAACACUGUUCCAGAGAUAGGAAAUAGGAAAGCUGACGCAGAAGCUAAAUUAGCUGCUGCAAGAACCAAGGAAGUGGUUAUAACAGCUCUAAUACCAGAAGAGCUAGAUACCAACUUCCAAACAAAUUAUCAGGACUCAGAUCAUAGGUGGAUUCAAAAGAACAAAGGCAAAUUAUUAGACAAUGGAUGGGGUCAAUUAGAAACAGGACAAUUAAUAAUACCAGAGAAAUUAAUGUGGCAAUUUGUAAAAACAGAACAUGAGAAAACGCAUUGGAGCUUAGACCCGCUUUAUCAGUAUUUGCAAACUAGAAUAGCAGGGCCAAAAUUAUUCACUACUGUAAAACAAGUUACAACCCAAUGCGAACGAUGCCUGAAGAAUAAUCCAAAUACAGGGACCAAGGUACAUCAAGGAACAAUAAAUCGAGGUAAAUUCCCAGGUGAAAUAUGGCAAAUUGAUUUCUCUGAACUCCCAAGAAAAGGGGGGUAUAGGUACUUAUUGGUACUAACUGAUACAUUUUCUGGGUGGCCUGAAGCGUUUCCCUGUAGAACAAACAAAGAGAGAGAAGUAACUAAAGUUUUGUUAAACGAAAUUAUACCGCGGUUUGGGAUACCAAGGAGUAUAUCCUCAGACAGAGGUUCGCAUUUCUGUGCAAAAGUUGUGAGAGCAAUAAGCAAAGCAUUGCAGAUUAAAUGGCAAUUACAUACGCCCUACAGGCCACAAGCUAGUGGGCAAGUAGAAAAGAUGAAUCAUCUUAUCAAACAACAAAUUGCUAAAAUAUGUCAAGAAACCAACUUACAAUGGUAUCAAGCUCUGCCUAUUGCUCUGAUUAGAUUGAGGGUCAAACCUCGAUCAAAGGAGAAGUUGAGCCCAUUUGAAAUUCUGUACGGUAGACCUUAUGCUAUGCAGACUGUAAAUAGUGAUGCUGUAGACCAAAUAGGCAAUCAAUAUAUAUAUGAUUAUGUAAUCGCUGUAGGAAAACAUUUUGAUAAAAAUGCUGCAGUAGUAGUAGAACACCAACCCAAGCAACCUGACUGCAAAUUGCAUCCAUUUAACCCUGGUGAUUGGGUGUAUGUUAAGAAUCUUCUAGGAAAACCCCUACAAGAAAAGUGGGAGGGACCUUUCCAAGUGCUGCUGACCACCUUCACCGCGGUUAGGAUCAAAGAACGACCUACAUGGAUUCACUACUCUCGAGUCAAGAAAGCUCCGGAAGAUAAGCGGGAAGACCUGGCAUCAUGA